AUGGGGGACUGGAACUUGUUGGGGAAGCUGCUGGAAAGUGCCCAGGAACACUCCACCGUUGUGGGCAAGGUCUGGCUGACCGUGCUCUUCAUCUUCCGCAUCCUGGUGCUGGGGACUGCUGCUGAGAAGGUGUGGGGCGACGAGCAGUCCGGCUUCACUUGUGACACUAAGCAGCCUGGUUGUCAGAACGUCUGCUAUGACAAGACCUUCCCCAUCUCUCAUAUCCGCUUCUGGGUGAUGCAGAUCAUCUUUGUCUCCACACCAACACUCAUUUAUUUGGGCCACAUCCUGCACUUGGUGCGUAUGGAGGAAAAGGAGAAACAGAAGGAGAAGGAUCUUGCCAUUCAGAAUGAAAAGCAGCAGCUGAUGCUGGGCAACAAGGCCAAGAAGGCUCCGGUAAAAGACGACAGAGGACAUGUGCGUCUGCAUGGGGUGCUGCUGCGAACCUACGUCUUCAACAUCAUCUUCAAGACCUUGUUUGAGGUGGCCUUCAUUGUGGCUCAGUAUUUCCUGUAUGGGUUCGAGCUCAAACCCAUGUACACCUGCAACCGGGCGCCUUGCCCCAACGUGGUGAAUUGCUACAUCUCCCGACCCACGGAGAAGACCAUCUUCAUCCUCUUCAUGCUGGCGGUGGCCUGCAUCUCCCUGCUCCUCAACCUGGUGGAAAUGUACCACCUGGGUUUCACAAAAUGUCACCAGGGGCUCCGCUACAGACGAUCGCGCAAUAUAAGUGAGCCUCCAAAGACCCCGAGCGAGGCUGUCAUGCCCUUUGUCCCCAGCUAUAACUACUUUGCCAGUCAUACUGCAGACCCCGAGGCUUUCCCCGCAGACUCCAAGUACAGCAUGGCAGAGCCGAACCCUGCUUACAGCCCCUACAACAGCAAAGUGGUUUACAAGCAGAACAGGGAUAAUUUGGCUGUGGAGAGGAAAGGUAAACCGGAGGGAGACGAUGUGAGGGAAAAGAAAAGCUCUAGUCCCGUCUUUGAGAUGCCUGCUGAAAAUAAACGCCGAAACAGUCAGUCAAGCAAGCACAGCAACAACAAGAGCAGGCAGGACGAUCUGAAAAUCUAG
This is a messenger RNA of Myripristis murdjan (pinecone soldierfish), 1071 nucleotides long. It is a transcript of the gene gja2, whose product is annotated as gap junction protein, alpha 2. The record is from RefSeq and is a predicted model, not a curated record. Lineage: Eukaryota; Metazoa; Chordata; Actinopteri; Holocentriformes; Holocentridae. Gene Ontology annotation, molecular function: gap junction channel activity. Gene Ontology annotation, cellular component: connexin complex. Gene Ontology annotation, biological process: cell-cell signaling. Bases 1 to 1071 code for a protein of 356 amino acids. The transcript has a single exon.